Messenger RNA from Candida tropicalis MYA-3404, 378 nucleotides. It is a transcript of the gene IMG2, whose product is annotated as mitochondrial 54S ribosomal protein mL49. The record is from RefSeq and is a predicted model, not a curated record. Gene Ontology annotation, biological process: translation. Gene Ontology annotation, cellular component: mitochondrial large ribosomal subunit; ribosome. The transcript has a single exon. Gene Ontology annotation, molecular function: structural constituent of ribosome. The coding region runs from base 1 to 378 and encodes 125 amino acids. NCBI's taxonomy places the organism in Eukaryota, Fungi, Ascomycota, Pichiomycetes, Serinales, Debaryomycetaceae.
AUGAGACCAACAAGUAUAUUAACACGAUAUGCUGUAAAAGCACCAAAACCAGAAGUUCAACUUUAUAAAUUCCCAAGUCUUGAUCAAAUUAAAUCUUCAAAUUUACCAAAUAAUGGAUUUGGUAAAGGAAAUUAUUUUAUACCUAAAUCAAAAUAUAAUCAUUGGCCAGUAUAUUUAAAGAUUUCAAAUACUAAACAAAUUACAGAAAUUAGAAAAAUUAAAGGUGAUUUAAUCCAAUUCCGUUCUGAUUUAUUGAAAUUAAUUGGUGAUGAUAGUGUGAAAUUGGAAACUACUAUGAAUACAACUGCUGGCAUUUUAAAUAUUAAAGGUAAUGUUGUUAAAGAAGUUAAAGAAGUUUUAGAUAAAUACGUAAAUUAA